This is a messenger RNA of Labeo rohita (rohu), 6237 nucleotides long. RefSeq names its product calsyntenin 1 (gene clstn1). Gene Ontology annotation, biological process: positive regulation of synapse assembly; homophilic cell-cell adhesion; positive regulation of synaptic transmission. Lineage: Eukaryota; Metazoa; Chordata; Actinopteri; Cypriniformes; Cyprinidae. The transcript has 19 exons. Bases 243 to 3176 code for a protein of 977 amino acids. Gene Ontology annotation, cellular component: postsynaptic membrane; cell surface. Gene Ontology annotation, molecular function: calcium ion binding; X11-like protein binding; amyloid-beta binding. The record is from RefSeq and is a predicted model, not a curated record.
GUCAGCCCGUCACCGCUCCCGUUGGAUGCAGCUGCGGAGCGGCGAGAGAGACUGAACGGUGAUUGAAAGAGAAGAGAGCUGAACGGCGGUGGCGGCGGCAGCCAUCUUAAAACAACCGCACUAAUCCGAGAUAUACAUCUUCUGGAUAUUUUUACAACGCUGAGCUAAAUCAGAUUCUACCGGGCGAGAGGAGACAGAGUAACAUUGUUUAAAUCCUUCGCUGUUUUUGUAACGAAGACGGGAUGCGGAUCCGUGGGGUGAAACCUUUCGCUUCUGCAGUCGGUCUGCUUUUAGGACUAUUAUGCGCGGUGGAGGCAGCCAAAGUAAAUAAGCACAAGCCAUGGAUUGAGACCACGUAUCACGGUAUCGUAACGGAAAAUGACGACAAAGUUCUCCUGGACCCUCCGCUGAUAGCCUUGGAUAAAGAUGCCCCGUUGCGCUAUGCAGAGAGUUUUGAGGUGACCUUCACCAAAGAAGGGGAGAUCUGCGGCUUCAGGAUUCACGGGCAGAACGUGCCGUUCGAGGCGGUGGUGCUGGAUAAGUCCACUGGCGAGGGUGUCAUCCGGGCCAAGGAUAAACUGGAUUGUGAGCUGCAAAAGGAGCACACCUUUACCAUCCAGGCCUACGACUGUGGAGAGGGACCUGAUGGCAGCAACAUGAAGAAAUCUCACAAGGCUACCGUCCACAUCCAAGUGAAUGACGUGAACGAGUAUUCACCGGUGUUCAAAGAGAAGUCCUACAAAGCCACAGUGAUCGAGGGCAAAAAGUAUGACAGCAUCCUGAAGGUGGAGGCCGUGGACGCUGACUGCUCUUUCCAGUUUAGUCAGAUCUGCAGCUAUGAGAUUGUCACCCCCGAUGUCCCCUUUACGAUUGACAAGGAUGGCAACAUCAAGAACACAGAGAAGCUGAACUACAGCAAGGAGCGCAUGUACAAACUCACUGUGACCGCAUAUGACUGCGGUAAAAACCGUGCAUCUGAGGACGUUCUUGUGAAAAUCAACAUCAAGCCCACCUGCAAACCAAGCUGGCAAGGAUUUAAUAAACGGAUUGAAUAUGAGCCUGGUACAGGCAGUCUAGCCCUGUUCCCCAGCAUGCACCUGGAGACCUGCGAGGAGCCAAUCACCUCCAUUCAGGCCAGCAUUAUGCUGGAGACCAAUCACAUUGGCAAGGGCUGUGAUCGCGACACGUACUCUGAAAAAUCCCUGCACAAGCUGUGCGGUGCCAGCGCUGGCACUGUGGAGCUGUUGCCUGCUCCCAGCAACUCUGCCAACUGGACCGUUGGCUUGCCCACUGACAACGGGCACGACAGCGACCAGGUGUUUGAGUUCAACGGCACCCAGGCCAUCAAGGUCCCUGAGGGUGUGGUGAGCACCACCCUGAAAGAGCCCUUCACCAUCUCAGUGUGGAUGAGGCACGGACCUGGUGGCAGGGAGAAAGAGACCAUACUCUGCAACUCUGACAAGACCAAGAUGAACAGGCACCACUAUUCCCUGUACGUACACAACUGUCGUCUUGUGCUGCUGCUGCGUCAGGAACCUACCGAAUCGGAGAACUACAAACCAGCUGAAUUCCACUGGAAACUCGAUCAAGUGUGUGACAAAGAAUGGCAUCACUAUGUGUUGAACAUUGAGUUCCCAGCAGUGACUUUGUUUGUGGAUGGUGCCACCUUUGAGCCCUUCCUGGUCACGGAGGAUUACCCUCUGCAUGCCUCCAAGAUCGAAACCCAGCUCACCAUCGGCGCCUGCUGGCAAGACCUCUCAGGACAUGACAAUGAUACUGAGACUCUCUCAGAGCCUUUGACAGGUGGCAGCGCCCGCAUGACUCAGUACUUCCGGGGCAACCUAGCUGGACUCAUGAUCCGCUCCGGCAAACUGGAGAACAAGAAAGUUAUCGACUGCCUCUACACCUGCAAGGAAGGUCUUGACGUGCAGCUUCCAGAGGAAGUAGCCUCUGCUGUGAAAGUGGAGUUUAACCCCAACCAGUCCUCUCUGAGUCUGGAGGGAGAUGACAUUGAGAGCUUUGAGAAGGUCAUGCAGCACAUCUCCUACCUAAACUCGCGGCAGUUCCCCACCCCAGGAAUCCGCCAUCUGCGUGUGUCCACCACAGUCAAAUGCUUCAAUGAGGAGACGUGCAUCUCCGUGCCUGACUCUGAAGGCUACGUGAUGGUUCUCCAGCCAGAGGAGCCAAAGAUCAGCCUCAGUGGAAUAGACCAUUUUGCCCGCGGAGCAGCUGAAUUCGAGAGCACGGAGGGCGUCACGCUCUUCCCUGAGCUGCGCAUCGUCAGCACCAUCACACGUGAGGUGGAGGUGGAAGCUGAGACCGAAGCCGAAGGCGAGGAUGAUCCCACAGUGCAAGAGACGGUGGUAUCUGAGGAGAUCAUGCAUAACUUAGACACGUGUGAGGUGACUGUGGUGGGAGAUGAACUGAAUGGAGAUCAUGAGAGUUUGGAGGUGGAUCUGGCUCAGAUCCAGCAGAGAGCUCUGGAGAUGAGCUCCUCCAACGUGGGCAUGGUCAUCACAGGGGUUAACACCAUGGCGAACUAUGAACAGGUUCUGCACCUGAUCCGCUACAGGAAUUGGCACACAGAGGCUCUCUUUGACAGGAAGUUUAAACUUGUCUGCUCUGAACUCAAUGGCCGCUACAUCAGCAAUGAAUUCAAAGUCGAGGUCAACGUGAUCCAUACAGCCAACCCCAUGGAUCACGCUAACAACGCUAUGGUACAGCCUCAGUUCAUCAACCAAGUACAGCACGCUUCCGUGGACCUGUCUGGACACAACCUAGUCAACACACAUCAGGCCUCAGUUGUCCCCAGCGCUGCCACCAUCGUUAUUGUUGUGUGCGUGAGCUUCCUGGUGUUUAUGAUCAUCCUGGGCGUCUUCCGUAUCCGUGCUGCCCACCAGCGCACCAUGAGGGACCAGGAAAACGGCAAAGAAAAUGAGAUGGACUGGGAUGACUCUGCACUCACCAUCACUGUCAACCCAAUGGAGACUUACGAGGAUCAGCACAGCAGCGAAGAAGAAGGAGACGAGGAAGAGGAAGAAAGCGAGGACGGAGAGGAGGAAGACGACAUCACCAGCGCCGAGUCAGACAGCAGCGAGGAUGAGGGAGGCGAACAGGAAGACCAGCAGGGCUCGAGCAGACAGCAGCAGCUGGAGUGGGACGACUCCACCUACUGAUCCUCCUGAACACACAACAGUACACACUACUUACCAACACACACGUACACACACACACUCACACACACAAUGACAAAUCCACCCAUGCACAGUCACAUCCCUCUGCCAAUAGGGACGCCCACGUUCCCCCUACCUAAGGAGCCAUGCGUAAAAAACGCGGAAAACACUGAAAACUAACCGAUUAUACAAUAUAUGUACAAUAUAGAUGCGAAUAUAUCCGGUGUCUGUCGUGACAGGUGUUGCAGUCCGCUUCAUUUCCACCCGCCGAGGCUUCCCUAUCGACAUCUUAUCGUGGUGGUAUUCAGUGUAGUAUAGUAUCACAGCUCAAUGCAAGUUCCUAAUUUAUUGAAUCCUUUCCGAGGGAGUCCCGGCCUACGUUCGCAUUUUCUUUCAACUCCGUACGGACGCAUCCCUGCACUUUUACGUUCAAGCUUCGAGAAUGAUUUAAUGUAUAUUCCUUGCACAUGAUGUUCUAGGUUGAUUUGCUACAGGAAUACUAAAGUUUUUUUUUUUUUUUUUUUUUUGUAGAAAAACUCCUUUCACUUUAUAUUGCAUGGCAAGAUUUGCAAUCAUGGGUAUGGAAGAAAAACAACUGCUUUUUGAUAUUUUGUAAAUACAACCAUGUAAUUAGUCAACGUGUUAGUGAAAGCCUAACCAACGGUUUCCGGUAUCUAAAAAGACACUGCUGUAGAAUAUUUAUGUCAGAUGCUUUUAGCAUGUUUCAGAAAUCUCGUACAAAACACGUCCGCUUCACGGAGAGAAACCCAUGACAGGCUGAGGUUUCUGUGGCAAAGUGUCGCUCAUUUUGUCUUUUCUCUUGGAGGUGGGGUGUGCAUCUUUUCGUUCCGUUUCAUAGUGUUGGAUGGGCGUAGAGUCGGUUCAGUGCUUUGGCUUUACAUAUUCUAAUUCUAGCUGGGCUUGCGACGGCACAAAUGCUACACCGAGGCUUCAAUGUUUUUAAUUCAGUGACGUUUUGGGGACUAAUAAUCACAUUCAGGUGAUAAAUAUACAGUUGUUGUUUUUUUUUCACGUGGUACUGUAUGUUGUACAGUUUAGACACUGCAGUUAUUUAAGCCAUUCUUAAGUGAUAGUGCUUGUAUUUUCUGUAAUAAAUAGCGACCAAUUGGAAUCACAGUAUGCACUCUCAACAUUUAUGACUGAAAUGACAUGGGAAAUGGGUGCGCUGGUGAUUUAUCGACUGUCUGUUGCGUACUGUUACAACAGUCAGUUAUAUGAACAAAAUUAUGAGGGGUUAUUUUAAUUAAUUAUAUAUAUAUAUAUAUAUACACACACACACACCUCUAAUUUUGUAUUUUUAAAGUGAUUUUCUUUCCUAAUUUUAAUAUUUCAAGAUUAACCCACGUUAUUCUUCUCAUUUCAAAGCCCCUAAAAGCAUUAAAAGGGCUAAUUUGCCUCAUUAAAAGAAAUUCAACUCUUAAAGCUUAAAAUAUUUUUGCAGUAUGGCCGUUGGAUUUUAUUGUACAUGGAACUGUACUGUAGAGUUGUGUAAAGAUAUUUGUUUACAUUGGUAAACUUUUAUUCCGUUUUGGUGACGCUAUCAAUCUAGUCCAGAUUUGCAGGUCAUUUCUCUUCAGAAUCAUGUCAUAGUUUCAUUUCCUACCGUGAUUGGAUGUUUCAGGAUGCACCCCGUUUGAAAACGGUUAACUACUGGAGAAAAUAAUUUUUAGUUCGCAUUGGGCUUGAAAGAGAAUGUUAAUAUUUAGGAGAUUGUACAUUGUUUGAUUGUUUAGGAAAGACGGAUGUGAAGCUUUAGGGUACUACAUUCAGAUUUUUUUGUUUACAUGCAUGGAUAUUCUCAGUUUUAAGGCCUAAGCUAUGAGGCUUUGUUACGAUUGGUGGUAUGAAUAUAUUUUAUGUUACGUCAGAAGGGGUACGAGUUGUCGAGAAGGUCUGUUUUUGUGACCCGGCAGAUUUUUAGUUUUCGUUACAUGUUUUGGUCAUCAGGUUCCCCCUCAAAAUUGACCUUUUGACCUUUUUAGAAAAGGUCCAGAAUUCAGCUGGUGGAAUUGGGAGUGCCUUUUGCCUAUCACAGCGCAUUAAUAACAAAACUAACCAAACACUCAUCCAUGCCAUUUUAGUUGUUGCAGUUUUCUCAUUUUAUAAUUAUUUAAUAGUAGAUUUCUUACAGGUAUGGGGAAGUGAUUUUACUUUUAUUUAAUUUUCUGUUAGGGAUCAACAGCUAGUGGACGUUUGAAUUGUCCUGCAUAGAUGUCUUGUGUUCAUGUUGAUGUGUAGAGAAAAUAGGUCCAUACUGUAUCAUCAAUGAAUAUUGUACUAAAUCAUGUUUGAGGAAAUCCACUUGGAAAAGAUGUACAUUAUUAUAGGCAGCAUAUGUGGGUAUGUGUGUAUAGUGAAAGGUGUAUCUCCUGAAAACGCUGUAUGAAAUUCACAAGAUGAUUUCUCACAAGUCUCUCACAGUGCAGUCUUUUAAAAAAAUAAAACGUUUGAUUGAUUGUAGACCAUUCCAUGAGACCAAAUUUAGUAUAAUCAAUGUUUGUACUGAAAAUCGCACAAUUGUUUGUAUCUUCCCUCCUUUCCCCAGACGCAAAUAUUCAUCUGCAGGUUCUCAAGGGAAAAAAAAAAAUCAUGUGAAUUGUAUUUCAAAUGUGAUUUUGUCAUGUGGUUUUAAGACGCUGGCGCAGAAACUUUCCAUAAUAAAUAAGCGGUCUGUGCCGAGUGUUGAACGGCUGCAGAUGGUGGGUGUCUAAACGGGGCAUUGUCUUUGCAUGUAUAACACAAGAUAUAAAUAUUUCCUGUAACUGGCACAUGGUACUGUGGGUUUGGAGUGGAGUAGAUGGGACAGGAGACUGGUGAUACUACUGAAUCAAAGAUGAUCUGUCUCAGAUUUGCAGCCUUCAGUGGUCAUUGUUCACGUUUUUGAUUACUUUUAUUUUUUUUGCUCUAGAAAUGAAAACCGGGGAUGUUGUAGAACUGUUGGAUGCUGCCUUCCAGCUCAUUCACUUUUCUAUUAUUCAGAGGAAUAAUUAUAGUGAAGUUGAUGCUUGCUCAUGAACAAAAUAAAGGAUGAGAUGGGAAUAAA